AUGCCUAUACCAGAAGGAACGAGUGAGAAACCCGGGCAGCGAAUGGCAAAGGUGUCACCAAGGCUAACUAAAAUCAGGGUCGACUUCCUCCCAAUCAUCCGUCAUGAUAGACGAACGACUUUUGUUUCAGAUGAAGCGGCGGUCAGAUUCAAGCAGUCACGAGGACUAUCGGCUUCUGUGAACGUUCUUAGCCCAGAAGAAGAAUCCAAACAACAUCAGAAGAAAAAAUUCAGCUAUCGUGGGCCAGCAGCUCGACGUGCAGGUCGACGUGGUGCGCUGCAGAAGUCGCAGGUGGCGGCGUCAGCUACGAACUUGGAUCAGUUGAAGAGCGACGGAAACACCAUCAGGGUUGAGAAGCGCUCGAUGAGUGUGCGAGAUCUGAACGGUGAGGAGUUUGACUUCUCCAACAAGGAUUCCGUCACCAGAUGGACGUCACAAAUUUUGGCCGAAUUGGACUCGCUGCCGUCGAGCUGUGUCAAUUUAACAGAAACGGGGAAAAUUGAUGGCCUCCCACUGUUCUUUCGGAGAGCUGAUCGAAAAGUCGUGAACGGCUCGCAUAUGAACGAUUGUCGAAGGUAUUCUACGCUGCAGACACGCUCGUCAUCAAAACCGCCUCCAGUCCCACCUCAUCGCCAGUCAAUGUUUGAAGGAACAAAAGGACUAAUGGAUAACCUAUCAGCCAGUGACGGCAUGAUGACAUCAUCGGUAAUUGAACCAAUGACGUCCGCGUUCGGUUCGACAAAAAGCAACCUUGGCAGUGUGCCAAAGGGUCUUGAAGACAACCUUACGGCGUCGAUCGAUAACAUAAACUCGUGGAUUUCGUCGUUUGAAAGUCUGAUGACGACGUCUUUCCAUGAUGUCAUGCGGGACUCAAUGUAUUCGACAAGAAGUGAUUGCAGUUCGACAAUUACUAGGGAUCGAGAGGAUUCUAACGCAGCGACACUCGUGGCAUCGUCGUCAGGCUCGGAUGGCGAAGGAACACCAUUAGCAGUCACGCCAGUUCCUGCCGAAAACGCUCCUGCUAUGUCGGAAAAGCCCGGCUCGUCGGAAGCAACGAUGAUUUCCAACCGCAUGAACACCAGUUCAGCACACCAUGUAGAGUUUGAUGUGAGUGAAUUACUUCAUCGGCUGUCUCAUAUUGUUAGAGAAGUCCUAACAUAG
Cooperia oncophora is the source of this 1161-nucleotide messenger RNA. NCBI's taxonomy places the organism in Eukaryota, Metazoa, Nematoda, Chromadorea, Rhabditida, Trichostrongylidae. The record is from the annotation of a GenBank genome assembly.